This is a messenger RNA of Panicum virgatum (switchgrass), 1881 nucleotides long. RefSeq names its product homeodomain-interacting protein kinase 2-like. Lineage: Eukaryota; Viridiplantae; Streptophyta; Magnoliopsida; Poales; Poaceae. The coding region runs from base 1 to 1881 and encodes 626 amino acids. The transcript has 10 exons. Gene Ontology annotation, molecular function: DNA helicase activity; protein kinase activity; ATP binding. Gene Ontology annotation, biological process: protein phosphorylation; DNA repair; telomere maintenance. The record is from RefSeq and is a predicted model, not a curated record.
AUGGCAUUGGUGCGAAAGUAUGGGAAACCAGAUAUGUUCCUCACAAUGACGUGCAACCCUAAUUGGGAUGAGAUCAAACAGGACCUUUUGCCUGGCCAAAUUGCACAGGACCACCCUGAUCUCGUAACUAGGGUUUUCAGAGCAAAACUUGAGGAGCUGAAGAAGAAAUUGAUGGAGAAUAACAUCCUUGGUAAGGGUCAUGAUCGGGCAUCUGUUGCUGUUAGAGAAGGUGAUAAUGCUGAUGGCAAUGAAACACUUGGAUGCAUUUCAAUGGGGAAGGACAUUAAAACAUUUCCUCUUCCAGAGAUUGAUGAGAUGUAUGAUGAUUCUAAUGGUAUUCCUCGUGAAAUAUUUGAGGAGGCAAGCGUCGAGGUGGAUAUCAAUGAUGUGUCAUUGGUCAACUCCCUUAACUCAGAACAAAUGGGCGCCUACGAGGAGAUCAUGGCAACUAUUGAUUCCAAUAAAGGCAGAAUCUUUUUUGUGGAUGGUCCUAGCGGCAUCGGAAAGACUUCCCUAUACAGAUCUCUUCUAGCGACACAACGAAGUCAGAACAAGCUUGCCGUGGCAACAACUACAUCAGGUGUUGCAGCAUCAAUAAUGCCUGGUGGGAGAACUGCCCACUCACGUUUCAAGAUACCCCUUACCAUUGAGAAUGGAAGUUUUUGUAGUUUCACGAAACAGAGUGGUACUGCGAAGCUGCUCCGUCAAGCAUCUCUUAUUAUUUGGGAUGAGACUUCUAUGACGAAGAGGCAAGUUGUUGAAGCACUAGACAACAAUGUACGUGAUAUAAUGGAUCGGCCUCAGCUGCCAUUUGGGGCUAAGACAGUUGUGUUCGGAGGAGACUUUAGGCAGGGUCAAACAAUCCCAAAUGUUGGUGUGUACCUUCCUGAGCCGGUAUUCUCUCAUGGCCAGUUAUAUGUUGCGAAAUCUAGAGCCACUUCGAGGAAGAACAUUAAGAUUCUCGCGAAACCGCCUAAUGCUAUUGAGGAAGAUGAUGAACCUAAAAAAAGCAAGAAGAAGGGUAACAAGAAUGGGAAGGAGAAAACAAAAAAGAAUGAGAAGAAAAAUGUCCCGACUGGGAAUGUCAGUUCAUAUUUCAAGGAAAAAAUGGACGGCGAGUCUAAGAGAUAUGAUAGCCUACUUGAUUCAAAUUCAGAACCAUGCAGUAUACCACUAGACUAUUUGAGAAACAUCACAAACAACUUCUCUGAUGAUCAAUUACUUGGGGAAGGUGGUUUUGGUAAGGUAUAUAAGGGAGUGCUUCAAAGUGGAAAAAUGAUUGCUGUGAAGAAAUUUAACCAUCAGGCACAACUGGUAGUUGAGGAGAAGCAAUUUGAGAAUGAGGUUUAUCAUCUUAUGAACCUUAAGCACCCAAAUAUAGUACGAUUUGUAGGUUACUGUUAUCAAACACAGCAUGAAUGUGUAGAGCACAAUGGGAGACAGAUUUUUGCCGAGACGCAACGAAACAGGUUGCUUUGCUUGGAGUAUCUGCCAAAAGGGAGCCUAGAUAGGCAUCUUUCAGAUGGAUCUUCUGGACAUGAUUGGAAAACACGCUAUAAAAUAAUAAAGGGGAUUUGCUGUGGUUUACGUUAUCUUCACGAGGAGUGCCGAUGCGAAUUUAGUGCUUCCAUAAUUCAUUUGGACCUCAAACCUGCAAACAUAUUGCUCGAUGACAAUAUGGUGCCAAAAAUUGCUGAUUUUGGUCUGUCGAGACUCUUUGAAGAUAACAAAACUCAUACUAUCGCUACUUUUGUUGCAGGAACAGAUGGUUACAUGGCACCUGAAUAUUUUAUGUCACGUAUAGUCACAACUAAGGCAGACAUAUACAGUUUGGGAGUUAUAAUCAUGGAGAUCAUAACCGGGUCCAAAAUUCAUGCAUGA